AUGGCCAAUUUGGACGACGAACUCGCUUUAUUCGAAAGCGAGCUAGCAGAACUCGAACAAACCACCAAUACGGAAACUCAUGUCGGCUACGAGAAUGCGACAAUAUCGGCUGGUCCGACGUCGUCUUCUGAGUCUUCAACUUCUGCUCCGGUGCUGCCUCCGCCACCGCUUCUCGCAGCACCGCCUUUCGUCCCAGCAAUCGUCGCUUCUCCAUUCAUAAAUCCAACGCUCGCAAGGCUUCCACCGAUGCCUCCAGUGCCGCCGUCACUCUUCAUGCCGCCACAACUCAGAGGAGCACCGGUGAUGUUCCCUCCUCGAGCUCUCGGAAUACCUGCUCCAGCUACCAUCGAAGGAGCACCUGCUCUCUACGAAACGCCAGCCGUCAAUGCGAUUCCUCAAGAGUUACUCCGUACACAGGCACUGCAGUCGGAUAUCGACAAAAUGAAUUUCAAGAAGCAAACGGAUCCGUUCAAGAAGAAAAUUAAGGAGCAGCAGUCGAAAAAGAAGUUCGUCCGAUCCGGCGGAGGACAAGUCUGGGAGGAUCCAUCGUUGGCCGAGUGGGACGAGAACGAUUUCCGUGUAUUCUGUGGAGAUUUGGGAAACGAGGUGUCGGAUGAGCUGUUGGCAAAGGCGUUCCGAAAAUAUCCGAGCUUUCAAAAAGCCAAAGUUGUGAGAGAGUCGCGGACCAACAAGUCAAAAGGAUAUGGAUUCGUUUCGUUUCGAGAUUCUGAGGAUUAUGUGAGAGCAAUGAGAGAAAUGGAUGGAAAAUACGUCGGAAAUCGGCCAAUCAAACUGAGAAAAUCAGCAUGGAAGGAGCGGAAUAUCGAUGUGAUCAAGCAGAAGAGAAAACAGAAGAAGGAAUUGGGAAUUCUUUAA
Caenorhabditis briggsae is the source of this 876-nucleotide messenger RNA. It is a transcript of the gene Cbr-tag-262, whose product is annotated as Protein CBR-TAG-262. The record is from RefSeq and is a predicted model, not a curated record. Gene Ontology annotation, molecular function: mRNA binding. The transcript has 3 exons. The coding region runs from base 1 to 876 and encodes 291 amino acids. NCBI's taxonomy places the organism in Eukaryota, Metazoa, Nematoda, Chromadorea, Rhabditida, Rhabditidae.